Molecule: messenger RNA, 2508 nt
Organism: Pseudo-nitzschia multistriata
Lineage: Eukaryota; Bacillariophyta; Bacillariophyceae; Bacillariales; Bacillariaceae
Source: the annotation of a GenBank genome assembly
AGAUUAAAGUUCCUCAACGAGCGGAACCCAAUAGAAAGAAGCAGCGUAGCCAACAUGGGCGUUUCUGCUAUAACGAUUGUCCAUUCCUGUUUUUUCGUGCUCGUUGGUCUAUACAUCGGAAUUGGCAUUUCUGGAUUUUUUCAACAAAAUGAUGAYUCGAUUGGAACGGCGCCAUUGGCUAUAAACCACGAUCGUAUUGGUCCGAAUAGCAAUAGAUCCAACAAAAAUGAUACCGAAAUUCGCAAUCUCUUGAAAAAAGCGACGGAGGAGGCAAAGCGUUGGAAAAGCAAAGCGCAGGAAUUGGAAAAGAAGGAGAACACUUCUUCGGAAACAAUUCGUCGACUGGAAGAUUCCUGUCACAAGAAAGACGAUGCAAAAGAAGACUACAAAUCUUCCCUUUCUWMACUCKCUACUAUACCCAAGAAUUCUGCAAACACCAACCACCAUCCCUUUUGCCAAUCGGUGCUCCCUCAUCCGGCGCCAAGCGCCAUGGCGCUCUGGAACGAACACAUACCGAAAAUCUUUGCCGCCACUCGGGUCGCAGCCGAUAACCGGUUUCAGUUUCACGAUUUCACAGCUCAGAUCCUUCAGAUUGUUUCCCCACGUCUGCCCCGGUCCGUUAAGACCGCACCAUUCGACUGGAGGCCGGUCGAGAACACUCUUACGGUGGCUUGGGAAAGAUACAAAUACCUACAGCUUCCAAAAAAGGAACGAGAUGCGAUCGACCCCGAAAACAAACCACGACCCCUCAAGAUUCUCAUCAUGGGGGGUUCGGUGCUGGUCGGCACAAACUGUCGGAUGAUGAUGAGGGAACUCAAUUUUCAAUUCCGUAUGCCCAAACGAGAAUGUAACUGGGGCUUUCGUGUGGGACAAUUUCUCAAUGCAUUUUUCUUAGGUGACGGUGAUUACAAGGAAGAACGGACGGAAAAACUUGUCGAAGUCACCAAGGUAGCCAUGGGAGGAACCAACACGGCGACGGGAUCUGUGAUAUGGCAGUACGAUUUGAUUCCGGAGGAAGCCCGUAAUCCAGAUAUUGUGCUCAAUGCUUACUCGACAAACGACUUGCACAUUUUGACCGUCCUGGAAGCCAAGUCUUCGAAUACUACACUGCGUGAUAGAACAUUUGAAAUGAUGCAAUCAUUUGUGCGGCAAAUUAUGGGAACUGUGCGUUGCCCGACAAGCAACAGUGGCAGCRAUACCGACAGCAACAACGAACCUAUCCCACCCCUAUUGCUUCACAUGGAUGACUAUCUCGGUAACGAACAGCGCAAAAUAUGGGAAACGACGGAAUUGACACAGGGUGUACAAGUUUUAGCGAAUUACUAUGGCUUUGUCAGUAUGAGUUACGCCGAUCUUAUUCGAGAAUUUGUYUAUGGCGACACCUACGAAAAAUGGUUUASUUCGGAAUGGUGGGUGAAGGAGAAAAAAAGAAAGAAUCUAAUCUUUGAUCGUCAAAUUCAUCCCGGCAUGGGCAUGCACAUCUCGUCAGUGUGGGUUACAGCUUAUAACUUGCUUCAUCUAGCAUCCACAUAUUGUAGCCUUCCUACGGAUGUUCUUGCUCAUCAGGCGAGCAACAAUAUCAACAAUUACCAAGCCGGUAUGUGGGGACUUCCCGAACUAAACAAGAAAUUCAAGGAACCCGACGGGAGACCGCAACCGCAGCCCAAGGGACUACCACCAGAACUCACAAAGGAUCUACUUUUGGAAGACGUUACAUCUCUGUGGAGGCAACAAAGUGACUCUGCCUCUAGCAAUGAUUGUGAUUCCGACCAAACCAAACACGUCGUGAAAUGCCCUUUUUCGUGGGUUGCCGGCCUUUCGCUGCAACAAAACAAUGUCACCUUUGUCAGGGAAUAUUUUGAAGARCAAUCAASUACAUGGAAGGGAUGGGAACUAAGCGAAGACAAGGACAAACURGGAUUUGUUCCGUCACCAGGAGUUGCAAAGGACGCUGAUUCAAAAAUAAUAUUGGACUUUGACUAUUCCCAAAAGAUUCGGUCCGUUACGUUUUUUUUCAUGAAAUCAUACGGAACCAAAUGGGAAAACAGUGAGUUGAAUGCAAAAGUUUGGUCUACGCCUUCAUCAUCGGAUCAACAACAAGUACUGUUGGUAGAACGCAAUAUGUUGGGGACCCACAGUAAAAACACAAGCGAAAUGUAUACAGAAGAGAUUGAAUUCCAACCGGUGGAUGCCGCUCAUAAAAUACAAUUGGAAAUCAAGCUURUAGGAGGCGAGACAUUUAAGAUUAUGGGACUUGCUGUGUGUAGGUAACACGAUUAGAGUAUUGCAGUCAACGAAACUUUUAACACCCCAGUAAUCAACCAAUACGAUGCAGACCYGUAACGGAUUUAAACGUUCCUUGACUGUUCGGGCUGCGGCUUCGAUUGCGGGACUAGGUCGUCAGUCACGAAAGAAAGAUCUUUGAUGCCGAUGUCGUACGAUACUCAUCGUACGUGCUCGUACCGUUACGKCAAGAGAAACGAGAUGAAAUAAAUACUGUAACUUACU